Monoraphidium neglectum is the source of this 630-nucleotide messenger RNA. RefSeq lists its product as hypothetical. The coding region runs from base 1 to 630 and encodes 209 amino acids. The record is from RefSeq and is a predicted model, not a curated record. The transcript has 2 exons. Lineage: Eukaryota; Viridiplantae; Chlorophyta; Chlorophyceae; Sphaeropleales; Selenastraceae.
AUGACUGCCACUGAUUGGAACGCAGAGGCGUCGGAGCUGGUGCGCGAGCUGGCGGCGACCCAGAAGGAGGUGGCUGCGAUGCUGACGGGGCAGGCGGAUCAGGAAAAGGAGCUCAGCGGCAUGAAGGAGGCCUGCAGCAGCGAGCUGGCCGAGCUGCAGGAGGAAACGUGGCGGCUGCAGAUGUUUGCGGAGUUGGAGAAGAUGAAGGGCCUCAUCUCGCAGCUGCGCCCCAUCGACGACGACGCCGCGCCGCCUGCAGACGCGGGGGCGCCGCCGCCGGUCCGCGCGGCGGCGGCGGCCCCUGCACUCGCGCAUGCUGCCGCCGCGGGGCAAAAAAGUAAGCACAGCGGCAGGCCUCUUGCCGGGGAGCAGGACGAGGGCAGCUGCGGCGACGGCGAUGAGGCUGAGCAAGGGGCUGGGGAGGCCGCGGCGCUGGCGGCCAUCGACGGCGAGCUGUCGGUGCUGAUGGAGGCGAUACGUGUGGCCAAGGACGAGGUGGGGGGCCUGCUUGAGACCAAGUGCGGCCUGCAGCAGCAGAUCGCCGACAUUUACAGCGCUGAGCUGGACCGGGAGGAGCAGGAUGAGGCGGCGGCCGCGGUGGCUGAUGGGGCCGGCACAGACGCGGCCUAG